AUGGCCGGCCGCCGCUUGUUCCGGGCGCUGAUCAUGGGCGCACCCGGCUCUGGCAAGGGCACCAUCUCGGAGCGGAUCGUGGCCGAGUUCGGGCUGAAGCACCUCUCCAGCGGCGACCUGUUGCGCUCGCAGGUCCUCCACAAGACCGAAGUGGGCCUGCAGGCGCAGAAGUUCAUUGACGAGGGCUCCCUGGUGCCGGACGAGACCAUGGUCUCGCUCAUCUCCGACGAGCUGAAGAAAAUGUCCGACAGCAGCUGGCUGCUUGAUGGGUUCCCGCGCACACGCUCACAGGCGGAGUCGCUGAACCGUGUCCAGCCGCUGGACACGGUCAUCAGCCUCAAGGUGCCGUUCCAGGUCAUCAUUGACCGCAUCAAGGACCGCUGGGUGCACCUGCCCAGCGGCAUCUACAACACGCUGUUCGAGCCGCCGAAGCAGCCGGGCACCGAUGACGUCACUGGGGAGCGGCUCGUGCAGCGGCCGGACGACGCGCCGGACGCGGUGCGCAAGCGGCUGGAGGUGUACCAGGCGUCGGCCGGGCCCGUCAUCGAGUUCUACCGCGAGCUCGGGCUGCUGCGGGAGUUCUCCGGCACGGAGACCAACAAGAUCUGGCCGCACGUGCGCAAGGCGCUGGCCGUGGCGCUGCAGUAGGCGGCCCUGGAGCUGAGGCUGGCCCGGGCGGAGACGGAGCCGGGCGCGCGGAGAGGCGAGACGAUGCAAUCGCUGGGAUCAACAGCUCACGCAGGGAUGUAGUGGUGGGAUCGUCGCGUAGCGGUAGGUGGCGCUAGUGGGCGGUUAUAGGUGGCGUUGGUGAGCGGUAGUAGCUGGUGUUGGCGUUCGUGGAUCGGCGGCAGGCUGGCUCGUAGAGCGCUGUAGCGCUGCCACGGGAUCACAUAGUGGACCGAUCGUUGUAGCAGCGACGGUUUGCUUCAGUAUGCCGUGCGUCUAGUAUUGUCCCUGGCUGCCGCACGACCGGAUACGCGUAGGAGCGGUGAAUCAGGUCCCGCAAGAUGUGUUCCUCAAUUGGUAGUUGCAUGGAAGAGGUAAGAACACGCCAAAAUGGGGCUAUCGUGCGCGGGUUUGUGCCAUAGCCGUUGCGGCGGCAUGGUGAUCAAUCGCAUGUAUGUGGUGCAAUUGCCGUAUAUCAAUUCGAAUCUUCUUGGCAGUGAAAAGGCCGUGAAUGUUUUCUAGGAGCUGGGUGCGACGCAUCGGCAGAUAACACGCCAGUAUGUAUAAGGUAAUAGGGGUUGAUAAAGGUGAAAGCUGUGAUUUUCUAUGUGGUCUUCCAAGAUAACCGUUCUAGUGUGGAUGUUUAGAUGCGCGUAAUAUGCGUGAGGGCGUCUGGUUCGUGUCGCUCAUCUGCUUAUCGUGCGGCUGCUCCAGGUAUUGCUUACGUCAUAGGAGACUACGGAUUCCAGGUUCCUGCCGCGUCAGUUUGGGUUUGUUUGCGUUAAGUUAAGAGUGUACUAGCACCCGGUCGAUGUGUAACGGACGAGUGAGCCGAACGCGAGUCGUGCCGGCCCGGCUCGCGGGACCGGCCGCCGCUCCAGACGUGGCCGCUCGCGGCGCGCGCGCGCUUAGCACCCACACCCAGUAAACGGCGGCAGCGCACCACAUUCCACACGGGCUGGAGACUGUGUGAUAUUACUUACCCCGUCGAUGUGUCGGUGACUUCUUCCUUGUUGUAGUGCUGCAUCUGCUCGGCAGGCGCGGCUAGAAUAGCAAUAGCAGCCACACCAAGUAGCGUGGGCUCUGGGUCGUAUUUUAUAAACCUGUAUUAUUUAAAUACGACUCAGGAAACAACAGAUAACCGAAAUAAACACUCGAAGAGCAAUGACUCCCUCGGCAUGACUGAACCGGCUUCAUCCUCAAAGAAAUCCACCGGCCGACAUAGAGUACGUGCCCAGCACGACGUCGGCGGCGCGCGCGCGUUCAGCGGUAGCGCUCGCUCUGGUUACACAGGAGGUACGUCUGCGGAUCGUGUGUCGUCGCCAAACCCGGAUCACGAGACACCGACUGAACACUGGUCGGGACAUCGACGCCCUCCGACCGCCGCCGCGGCCACCCACAGUCCGCGCCCAGCGCGCACGCGCCGGCUCAGCUGUUGCGCACCAGCUGA
Pollicipes pollicipes is the source of this 2116-nucleotide messenger RNA. Its product is annotated as GTP:AMP phosphotransferase AK3, mitochondrial-like. Gene Ontology annotation, molecular function: AMP kinase activity; ATP binding. Lineage: Eukaryota; Metazoa; Arthropoda; Thecostraca; Pollicipedomorpha; Pollicipedidae. Gene Ontology annotation, biological process: nucleobase-containing compound metabolic process. The record is from RefSeq and is a predicted model, not a curated record. Gene Ontology annotation, cellular component: mitochondrion.